AUGAGUAGCAGAGGCAUGGAUAGGAAGGGAAGCAGCACGGAGGACAAAAAACUUUCUCUGCAGAUGCAUAUAGUGGAUGAGAAGCGCAAAAAGUUGACACAGCUAAUGAAUCGCAAGCGAGAUGAGUGCGUUGACAGGAGGAGGGAGAUACGAGCAGUUCUUAGCCAAUCGGAGAAAAAUCUCUUGCAAGCGGACAAGGCACUUUCACAGCUGGAGGAUUUGAAUCACCUUCACCACUUGAGUGUGGACCUGUCACGCCUGGCGAGGAAUGCAUUCAACAGUCUGGGGUCGCUACUCUCACGGCAGAUCUCACACAUGCAAGAAAAGCGCGUGUCAGACGAGGACAUGGAGCAGGCAGGCCUUCCUCACACUCUUAACGAAGCUCUGGACGAGUGGUUAGAGGCGGCAGGUCUUACUGAAGAAGGGUCUGAGGCUGAGUCCGCAGAGGGGGUUGAGGCUGCAGAGGGGUCUGAGGCUGCAGAGGGGUCUGAGGCUGCAGAGGGGUCUGAGGCUGCAGAGGGGUCUGAGGCUGCAGAGGGGUCUGAGGCUGCAGAGGGUGCUGAAACUGUAGAGGGGAGUGAGGCUGUGGCGCAAUGCCAAGUACCGGAGCCUGCAGCAGACCCAUCCGAAGAAGCGAUGCAAAAACUGGGUAACCUGCUAUCCUUGCUGUGCAGUACCCACAUGAGCGCAGGACACAGCUACAAUGAGGUGCUGACAAAGCAUCAGUCCGUGGGAGAAGAGCUCAAGGCGCUCAGGGAAAGUGUUGACAUGAGCUACAUUGACGAGUAUCGCAAGAAAGAAGACGUUUUUUUCGAGAGGUUCUUUGAGGCAGCAGACCUGACGCUGGAGAGGAAUGCUGUGCAGCAAGAGCAUGACGCGCUGAUAAGGCAUCGGCAAGAAGAGUUCACAGCAAGCUUUGAUACAAUCAGGAUGCGGGUGAAGGGGAUCUACCAGAUCAUGGCGCCAGGUGGCGAUGCUGACCUGGCACCCGUUGACCCGCUUGACCCAUUCACCCAAGGAAUUCACUUCUCGGUGCGCCCGCCACAGCAGCAGCGCUGGAGGAGCAUGGACGACCUCGAUGGAGGAGAGCAGCUCCCUGGCGUUGGUGUUGGCAGUUCACCUGGGCACACGCACUCACCCCUAAUCACUGGACUUGAUGCUGCUUCCCAUGGCCUUCAAGGACACGUCCUUUUUGGCUGA
Molecule: messenger RNA, 1200 nt
Organism: Closterium sp. Yama58-4
Lineage: Eukaryota; Viridiplantae; Streptophyta; Zygnematophyceae; Desmidiales; Closteriaceae
Source: the annotation of a GenBank genome assembly